Messenger RNA from Caenorhabditis elegans, 934 nucleotides. RefSeq names its product MiRP K channel accessory Subunit (gene mps-2). Bases 511 to 858 code for a protein of 115 amino acids. The record is from RefSeq and is marked reviewed. The transcript is spliced from 4 exons. Lineage: Eukaryota; Metazoa; Nematoda; Chromadorea; Rhabditida; Rhabditidae.
AGGCUGGGAGACGGACACCCGUCCUUCUCCCCCUCAUCUCAAUAAACAUAUCGAUAUAUUCAUAUGUUUUCUAUUAUUUUAUCUACGAGAUCUGGCACGAUCGCGUACGGUAACAGUAGGGCGACUCCCACCAGACUAACUUGUGUGCGCCUGCACUUAGGGGCGGGCCGCCAUGGAAGUAAAUGAAGAAGGAAGAUAGGCAUGCCUGAUAGGAGGCUUGCCAUCGUAUCCUUCCACAGUUUAUUUAUUUACUCUUCCUUUGAUAAAAUGUCUGAAACGUAAGUUGAACUCAUUGUUUUCCCAAAAAAUUCGAAAUUUGAGAAAAAAAUGCUUGAAAAUCCAGAUUCUGUGGAAAAAUUUCCAGUAUUGGAUCCUCUGUAAGUGAUUUUGUAAUUUCAGAAAAAAAAAUUUAUUAAACAUUUUUUGAGAAAACGUUUUUCAGAAGUUUUUUUCAGAAAAAAGAAUGUACUCCUGUCCCUGCACUCUCUUUCAUCUUUAAUCCACGUGGCAAUGUUCUAUUUCCUAUUGGUCCAAUGGAGUAAAGCCGAUAAUCCAGUUCUCACACAUUUUCAGAUUUUCUGCCUGGUGAUUAUUGGAAUCGGAUUUUUGAUUAUCUUGAUCUUAAUAUUCAGUAUUUUUAAAUCCGAAAUGAAAAGUGACUCACAUGCAAGACGAUUCUUUCAUAUUUGGCCACUGGUACAUAUCGCCUUAUCCACCGCCUAUCAGCUCUUCACGCAAAUUGUGAUAUCUCAUUGGAAAACUUACCAGAUCCCAAUCCUCUACUCAUCCUAUGCAACUACCGUCUCUGUUUGCAUUCAUUUAGUUCUGCACUCCAUGGCGGUUUUUUGGAAAGUAUAAUUUUUCAUAAAAUUUAUUCAAAUGUUAUGUUGUUAUGCCAUUGGCAAUAUUCGACUUCAAUACUAAAAAAUCUUUG